Molecule: messenger RNA, 1368 nt
Organism: Bombina bombina (fire-bellied toad)
Lineage: Eukaryota; Metazoa; Chordata; Amphibia; Anura; Bombinatoridae
Product: zona pellucida sperm-binding protein 3-like
Exons: 8
Coding region: 22-1368 (448 amino acids)
Biological process (GO): positive regulation of acrosome reaction; egg coat formation; binding of sperm to zona pellucida
Cellular component (GO): extracellular matrix
Molecular function (GO): acrosin binding
Source: RefSeq, a predicted model, not a curated record
GUGCAGUGUCAGGAGGACAACAUGGUGGUCACUGUAUUGAAGGAUCUGUAUGGGAAUGGAAAGCAGGUGAAGGCCUCAGACCUCACUUUAGGAUCCCAGCUCUGUGGGCCCAGUUUCCAGAGGGAAGACAGUGUUGUAUUCCAGAAUGGGCUGCAGGAGUGUGGAAUCCAGUUACAGAUGUCCCCAGACUUUGUAACUUACAGCACAGAAAUUACCUACAAACCAACGCCAUUAGGUAAUGCUCCAAUCGUCCGGACCAAUGAUGCUGUCACUUUAAUCAAGUGCUAUUAUCCAAGACAUGGUAAUGUAAGCAGUGAUGCCAUUAAACCAACAUGGGUACCCUUCAUCACCACUAUAUCUGUGGAAGAAAAGCUAAUCUUCUCUUUACAACUCAUGAACGAUGACUGGAGUGCUCCAAGAACAUCUAUGGCCUUCCAGCUGGGGGAUGUCUUCCAUAUUGAAGCCUCUGUGGAUAUUGCCAACCAUGUGCCUAUGAUGGUGUUUGUUGAUAGAUGUGUGGCCACAUUAUCUCCAGAUGCCAACUCUAAUCCGCGUUAUGACAUCAUUGACUUGAAUGGGUGUCUGCUGGAUGGAAAGCAAGAAGAUUCCUCCUCGGCAUUCAGACCUCAAAGACCCCAGCCAAACAAGAUCCAGUUUACAGUUGAUGCUUUCAGGUUUAGUGGGAUGGAGGUCUCCACAAUCUACAUAACCUGUAAUCUAAGAGCUGUUCCAGUCACCCAGACACCAGAUCAUAUGAAUAAGGCCUGCUCCUUUAGCAAAAUCGCCAACACUUGGUCCCCUCUGGAAGGCACCAGCAACAUCUGUAUAUGUUGUAACACUGGAAACUGUGCAGUCCCUGAUGGACAGAGCAGAAGGAUGGGGUCAUACACUGGUAGAAGACAUUGGAAGAGAAGAGCUGGACUUGAUCACACUACUGAGCAAGGCUUGGUGGUUGGACCCAGUAACCAUAAAGAGGAUCACUCUGAGCAAGGCUUGGUUGCUCUUGGACCACUAGUGGUGGUUGGACCCAGUAACCAUAAAGAGGAUCACUCUGAGCAAGGCUUGGUUGCUCUUGGACCACUAGUGGUGGUUGGACCCAGUAACCAUAAAGAGGAUCACUCUGAGCAAGGCUUGGUUGCUCUUGGACCACUAGUGGUGGUUGGACCCAGUAACCAUAAAGAGGCUGAAAACAAAGCAGCAGAGGUGGUUGAACCCAGUAACUAUAACGAGGAUGAAACCAAAGCAACUGCAAUGAGGCAGGAGCCCAUACACUUUGAAGUCUGGGUUUUAAUAACAAUGACUUGUCUAAGUCUUGCUGUUCUGGUGGCUUGUGCUGCUGUGAUUGUAAAAUAUGUAUUUAAGAAAUAG